AUGGACAGCCAAAGAUGUCCGCGAUGUAAGAAACGUGAUGAAAAUGAAGAAUUUCACGUGAAACGAAAUCGUCGGAGUUAUUCAGCAGAGUUAAAAUUGAGAGUUGUAGAUUAUGCGGAGGAAAAUAGCAAUAGGGAAGCUGGUAGAAUUUUUAAGGUCGAUGAAAAAUCGGUAAGACAGUGGCGACAGAAAAAAGAUGAAAUUUCUGCACUUCCUCCAGCCAAAAAAGCAAAACGAACUGGCAAAACAUCGUGGCCUGCAUUGGAAUCCGAAUUACUGAGAUGGAUUAAUUCUCAAAACGGAAGUGGUCGUUCGGUUUCAAUUGACUUGAUAAGAUUCAAAGCAGAAUCGCUGGCAAUUAAAAUGGGAUUUAAAAACUUUAAAGGUGUAAUAUUUGAUCGCAAUUCCCAAGACUUUGAGAGAGCAUUUUCUUAUGGAGUGGAAACUGCCAAUGCAACAGACAAUAAAUUCAAAAUAUACGCAUUCGAGAAAGUUACAGAUAUUCGGGACACCUAUAAAUUGAGUACUUCAAUUUGUGAGCAUUUAAAGAAGAUGGUAUUUGCCUUAGUUUGUAUGAGUGAUGUACAUUCUUAUGACGUCAUACAAGCCUACAGCCAAGGCUUAGAAGUGCCUAUAAUCGUGCCUUCCUCGCCUAAAUCCUAUAGCACAGAUCGAUUCAAAUUCGAAAUAAAGAUGAAUCCUUCCAUCAUUCCGGCAAUGGCCGAAUACAUCCGCCAUGGUGGAUGGACCAAAGUCUUUUAUCUCUUUAAUUCGGAUGACGAUAUGUGGAGAUUACAGGAUCUGUACACAUUAUUUAGUAAAUUUAGAAAAAAUGUAACUAUUAUGGCGAAACAAAUUGAGGAUCCUAGGACAGCACAUGAUAUCCUACAUCGAAUCGACAAAGUGGGCGUGCCAUGUUCAGAAAAGAUAUUUGUCCUGGACUUCGAUAGAAAACGUCUACCUGUUUUUCUGAAGAAGCUCACAGAAGUAGGAAUGAAUAGGGAUGGCUACAACUACAUAAUUACAAGUUUGGAUAUCAAAGAUAUUGACCUGAAAAUAUUUUUCCAUAGUGGGGCAACAUUUACAGGAUUUCAGCUACUAAACAACGAAAAUAUUAAUUUACAACGUUUUCUGGGAAAAUGGAAUGUUUCAAGCAGUUUUGAAAACAACAUAGUACCUGAUUUCACGACUGAUUUGGCGUUGAUGGUUGAUGGAAUCGCCAGUUUAACCAAUGCUCUGAAUGCCACCUUAGUUAGAGAACUAAAGACUGGACAAUUGAAAGUUUUCAAAAGAAGACGCGGCCAAUUUUACAAUACAGACGAAAACCAAGGGAUUUUGUGCUCUCCAAAAGUUCUUUAUGCAAAUGGACCUGAAGUUCUUGCCGCUUUGAAAAAUAUUGAAUUUCCAGGAAUUACUGGAAAUGUACAGUUUAACGAGGAUGGAGAGAGGGUGAAUUACACACUACAAGUUUAUCAAAGUAGUUACAAACAGAGUGCUAAAAAGAUUGGACAGUGGUCUUCGACAGAGGGUUUACAAUUGACAACUAUGCCCCUAACUCGACCAAUAAGCGAGCAGCAUGUGAAAAUAGUAACAACUGUUUUGGCUCAACCGUUUGUGCAGCUAAAGGAGGAAAAUGAUAAUGGAAAACCUGACCCAGAGUAUGAAGGCUUUUGUGUAGAUUUGUUAAAGGAAAUAACUGCUACACACUUCGUUAAUUUCACAUAUAGAUUUGUAAUACAGAAAGAUGAUGAGUACGGUGUCAGGAUGAAGAACGGUAGCUGGACAGGGAUGAUAGGCGAAAUUGUCUCUCGUCAAGCGCAUUUGGCAGUCGCUCCAAUAACCAUAACCAGGGAGAGAGAAGAGGAUGUUGACUUUACAAAACCAUUUAUGAAAACUGGAAUUUCCAUAAUGAUUAAACGCCCGGACAAGCAAAAACCAGGAGUAUUUUCAUUUAAAGAACCAUUGUCCAACAUGGUAUGGCUAUGUAUCACAGUUGGCUUUUUAGCAGUCAGUACAAUAUUGUUCCUUGUUGGUCGCUUCAGUCCAUACGAAUGGAAGGAAAACUCAACGACAGGGCCAUCAGACGAUUUUAAUAUGCUGAAUUCUCUCUGGUCGAACCUCGGGGCCCUCAUGAUGCAAGGCUCGGAUAUAUUUCCAAGGUCUAUAUCUGGACGAACGGCUGAGAGCGCCUGGUGGUUUUUCACUUUGAUUUUGAUAUCAUCCUACACUGCCAAUCUAGCAGCCUUUCUGACUGUUGAACAAUUCUCCAUCCCUAUCGACUCUGUCGACGACCUGGCGAACCAAAACACAAUUAAAUACGGCGUUCUUGCCGGAGGUUCUACCAUUACGUUUUUUGGGGGAUCCAAAGUCACGGUAUAUCAAAAGAUGUGGAAAGUUAUGAAAUCUCGAAACGAAACAGGAGCUGACAUUUUUAUGGAAUCAAACGAAAAGGGCUGGCAAAAGGUUCAAACUUCAAAAGGCAAAUAUGCCUUUUUAUUAGAAGAAUCCUUUAAUGAAUAUUUCAACAACAGAAAACCAUGUAGUACUAUGAAAGUUGGUAACACUCUCAACAGUUUUGGAUAUGGCAUAGCACUUCCUAUUGGCAGUAAAAUAAGUAAAGGUGUUAAUUUAGCAGUUUUACACUUACGAGAGAUUGGUCAUUUGAUUCGCCUUCGUCAGAAGUGGUGGGUUGACCGUGGUCAGUGCGGUGGGGUCACAGGGGGCAAAGGGAAGAAGUCUCUUUCCCUGAGUAAUGUAUCAGGAAUUUUCCACAUCCUUAUUGGGGGACUAGUACUCGCCAUGCUUGUUUCAAUCAUAGAAUAUGCAACGCAUGUACAUUGCAAACGACGGAAAAAGUACAAGGUUCAGAAAAAGAAAGAAAAGGCAUUUAAAUCAGCGACUCCAAAUAAAGGAGAACUACAACCAUUAAGAACCAAUGGAAACGAUGGAGCAAUAGAGAACAAGGGUCUAUGUUACACACAAGAG
Messenger RNA from Ylistrum balloti, 2985 nucleotides. Its product is annotated as glutamate receptor 4-like. The record is from RefSeq and is a predicted model, not a curated record. The transcript is spliced from 16 exons. Gene Ontology annotation, molecular function: glutamate-gated receptor activity; sequence-specific DNA binding; transmitter-gated monoatomic ion channel activity involved in regulation of postsynaptic membrane potential. Gene Ontology annotation, cellular component: plasma membrane; postsynaptic membrane. NCBI's taxonomy places the organism in Eukaryota, Metazoa, Mollusca, Bivalvia, Pectinida, Pectinidae. Gene Ontology annotation, biological process: modulation of chemical synaptic transmission; synaptic transmission, glutamatergic. The annotation marks the transcript as partial.